This is a messenger RNA of Mirounga angustirostris (Northern elephant seal), 5054 nucleotides long. RefSeq names its product E2F transcription factor 3 (gene E2F3). The record is from RefSeq and is a predicted model, not a curated record. The transcript is spliced from 7 exons. Bases 77 to 1474 code for a protein of 465 amino acids. NCBI's taxonomy places the organism in Eukaryota, Metazoa, Chordata, Mammalia, Carnivora, Phocidae. Gene Ontology annotation, cellular component: RNA polymerase II transcription regulator complex. Gene Ontology annotation, molecular function: DNA-binding transcription factor activity, RNA polymerase II-specific; protein dimerization activity; RNA polymerase II cis-regulatory region sequence-specific DNA binding. Gene Ontology annotation, biological process: regulation of transcription by RNA polymerase II.
CUCCGACUGCAAAUAAUAAAGAAAUUGAAAACAAUACAUUAAAAUACCAUAGCAAUAAAAAGAGCAGGAGCGAGAGAUGAGAAAGGGGAUCCAGCCCGCCCUGGAGCAGUACCUGGUGACCGCCGGGGGUGGGGAGGGGGCGGCUGUCGCCGCCGCCGCUGCAGCCUCCAUGGACAAAAGGGCACUGCUAGCCAGCCCCGGCUUCCCCGCCGCCGCCGCCGCCGCCGCCGCAGCCCCGGGCGCGUACAUCCAGAUCCUCACCACGAACACUUCCACCACCUCCUGUUCCUCCUCCCUCCAAAGCGGCGCCGUCGCCGCCGGCCCCCUCCUCCCCAGUGCCCCCGGCGCGGAGCAGACCGCCGGCAGCCUCCUCUACACCACGCCGCACGGACCCUCCAGCAGAGCCGGGCUGCUGCAGCAGCCACCAGCGCUGGGACGCGGCGGCAGCGGCGGCGGCGGCGGCCCUCCGGCAAAGCGACGGCUGGAGCUAGGAGAAAGCGGUCAUCAGUACCUCUCGGAUGGCUUAAAAACCCCCAAGGGCAAAGGAAGAGCCGCCCUGCGGAGUCCAGAUAGUCCAAAAACUCCAAAAUCUCCCUCAGAAAAAACACGGUAUGACACAUCACUUGGUCUGCUCACCAAGAAGUUCAUUCAGCUCCUGAGCCAGUCCCCUGACGGGGUCUUGGAUUUGAACAAGGCGGCGGAGGUGCUGAAGGUGCAAAAGAGGAGAAUCUACGACAUCACCAACGUGCUGGAAGGCAUCCACCUCAUUAAGAAGAAGUCGAAAAACAACGUGCAGUGGAUGGGCUGCAGUCUGUCUGAGGAUGGGGGCAUGCUGGCCCAGUGUCAAGGCCUGUCCAAGGAAGUGACCGAGCUCAGCCAGGAGGAGAAGAAAUUAGAUGAACUGAUCCAAAGCUGCACCCUGGACCUCAAACUGCUAACCGAAGAUUCAGAGAAUCAAAGGUUAGCUUACGUUACAUAUCAAGAUAUUCGAAAAAUUAGUGGCCUUAAAGACCAAACUGUUAUAGUUGUCAAAGCCCCUCCAGAAACAAGACUUGAAGUGCCUGACCCAAUAGAGAGCCUACAAAUACAUUUGGCAAGUACCCAAGGGCCCAUUGAGGUUUAUUUGUGUCCAGAAGAGACAGAAACACACAGUCCAAUGAAAACAAACAACCAAGACCACAAUGGGAAUAUCCCGAAACCCCCUUCCAAAGACUUGGCUUCAACCAACUCAGGACAUAGCGAUUGUUCGAUUUCUAUGGCAAACCUUUCUCCUUUGGCCUCCCCAGCGAACCUCUUACAGCAGACUGAGGACCAAAUUCCUUCCAACCUAGAAGGACCAUUUGUGAACUUACUGCCUCCCCUGCUCCAAGAAGACUAUCUCCUAAGUCUUGGGGAGGAAGAAGGCAUCAGUGAUCUCUUUGAUGCUUAUGAUUUGGAAAAGCUCCCGCUGGUGGAAGACUUCAUGUGUAGUUGAUUACACUUUGUGUGACCUCCCCUUAUAAACCAAUAUUUUUUUAUUAUGGAACCAGAACAUCUGUCAUGCAGUGUUGUCCCUUCCUACCUUCUUCCUCCGAGAUAGUAUCAUGAAGUAAACUACAAACUUCAGAACAAAGCUGACAUUUUGAUGAAUUUUAAAAAAAAAAAAUUUUUUUUUUUUUUUUUUUUUUUUUUUGGUCUAAACGCACAGUCGCAGGCUCCCUUGGGAAAGCCCUGCUAUGCCCCAGGCUCCAAAAUCUCCUGGAUGAGUCAGCAAGUGAGAAAAUGUGCAAUCAGGUGUCUCUCACCCAUAUUUUUCUUCCCUCCCUCCCGGAUUGGCUUGCUGUGCCUGACGGAUGGGCUGUAGAAUGGGGUCUGGCCACCUGGCCCACUCGAAAACAGCAAUCUUCCUUAAUAGCAUUUCAAGCCGUGCCUUCUCCGCGGAAUGCAUGUCUUUGGGGUCUGCUCAUAGGGAUGGAACAGCAGGAACUGUAAACUUGAAGUCAUGCAAAAGUAUGAAAUGGAUUUCUUCAGCUUUUCUUAGGAAUAUUUAAAUUACUGUCAUAAUUCAGUGUAAGCUACAGACCUUGUGUGCCGCUAGGAGGUCAAGAGAACCUGCACAGCCUUUCGGAUGAAGAACCUGUUUUCCAAUAUUUGUUGCAGAUACAGAGGAACGGUAGAUCUGCCACUUGAAGCUGUUGUGGAUUUUCCUGUCUCCAUUAACCACUCCCACUCCCUUGCCCCCAAUGUAUUUGUAAGUUUAAAGUUGAUUUGUAGCAAAUGCUUACUUAGGAGUUUUCUGUGGAUUGUUUUUGCCUUUUUUUUCUUUUAAGCUGCCAUUUAAGCAUUCCUGUGGCACCCAGCACCAUUUCAAUUUAAUUGUUUACUUUGAAACGGUUUUUGCUAGUUCACAUUAUUUAAGCAGAGGUAGAGGACCGCUACUGAUCAGAGCAUCUAAACGUGUGUGAUCUAAGGUUUAACAGCCUCUGCAAGAAGCAUUGCCCCAUCUUGCUUCCUUUCCCAGGGCGGGGAGCUUGGAGCGAGUCAGUCCUGGGGCUCGCUCGCUCGCUCGCUCGCUCGUAGACACGGGUGGCCCAUUUGAGAAGAGAACCAGGUCAGAUGACAUAGCAGUCCCAAGGAGCAGCAGGUGUGGAUCCCUCCGUCCUUGGGCUUCCUGGCCCUAGGACUGGGGCAAGGGCUCUCUUACUCUGCACUCAGGGAGACCACUUCUCAGGAUGGGGGUCAGAUGGAGAGGCCUCUGGGGACAAAGACAUCCCCACUGUGUCAGUGGCAUUUACUUAAAAGCUGGUGAGAACAGGGUGUUCCCCCCUGCAUCGGGGGCUGCCAUCAUCCUGGCCCAGAACCCAUUCCCCUUCCUCCAUGAAGGAGUAAGUUGGACCAAGGGAAGUCGUUACGUGGAAGAAGUGAUAGAAUGCCAGGGCGUGCCCCACUUUACUCUUCAGGAAUGGUGUCCCCCAGCUGGAGGCUUCGUGUCAGCUGCAAGUCCUAGCAGUUAGGUCCAAGAAUGGCUUUCCCAUUGGCCCCGGGGAGAGGUACCCUUCUCCCGUUGGGCAUGUGGCACGGUACCUCAGGUCCAUUGCUUGGAUCCCGAAGACGGCGGGAAUGAGGGAGUACGGUUAAAAAACAAAACAAAACGAAAAACAAACCUCCAAACAAAACAGUUAAAUUGAAAUGCUACGUGCCUGACACAGUAGCACUCGAUUUGUGUGUUUAAUGGAAUCGAAAAUAUCCCUUAGGAAAAACACAAAACGAAAGCAAACCAAACCACGAGAGCCCCAGCCAGUUGAUUCGAGGUAGACUUCCACAAUAUGCAAAGUGGUGGUAGGGUCAAACCCAAUGAUACCAGCACUUUAAACUCUUUGUGUGGGUGUGCGUGGGUGUGUGUUUGGGAAGGGAAACAAAGGUGCGCAUUAUCCUCCUUUUUCUUCUUCGGCCUCCGUCCCCAGCCUCCUCCCUCACACACGCUGGCUUUGGUACAAACAGCAGUGUGGUCUGUGAUGAAGCACUGGGGUGGGGGAGGGAGGGGGGAGCUUUGUGUCAAGUGCCUACUGGAAAUGCACUGUGGGGUUUUUUCCUGUACGGGAAACCAUUUAUGCCAAGCUUUUGCCCAUUUCCCAUAUCUGUCUCAUCUGGUUGGCUGCCUCUGUUUCCGGCUUUGUCGUGAUUCUCUUUAUCAGCUGCACAAAGCUGAUUUUGUUUCCAAAGUCUAAAGACUGAGCUCUCACCUGGCUAGGUGGUUGUGUGUUCUGUUGGCUUUCUCCUUAAGCCUUUUCAUAAUGUAAUGAUGCCGUAUUUAUUGUUUUGAAAAUGAAAGGAAUACUAAUAAGUCUUAAAAGUUCCUUCAUGCAUAAGAUUUUUCCAGUUAGUGGGCUGAGCUUGGUGUCCCUGAGUUAGCUGUCCAUGCUGUGUUCUGCUUGCAUCGCCCAUUUUUUCUUUCUGACAUAGUAUCUGGCACACAAAGUGGGUUAAUACUACAGUAUUUGUGUAACUUUACGUACUAAGUAUGCAGGUUUUCUGGUACCAUUGAGUUGCUGCUAUUAAUGCUCACACAUGAAAUGGCUAAAAGUUACAAGUGUGCGAAUUAUGACUGCGUGAGCCUUACAAAAUAAAAAGUGUAUAAAGGGCAACACAUGAGCUGUCAAACAGUGUUAGGUGUGUGUUCAUAUGUACAGAUCUGUGCAUAGCGAUCGUUUUAUUUAAGUUGAUUGUAGUCUCCUCCACACUUUCAUUAUCUAGCGAUUUUGUACAAGGAAAAAAAAUAGCAAUUAAUUUGUAAACACUGCCAGAAUAUUUUCUAGCUGGUUUGUAAUUUUUUAAGAGUGUUCUAUUUUGUUUCUGUUUUUUGUUGUUGUUGUUGUUGUGGUUCUUAUUUCCGUUUUUGUUGUUUUUAAGUGUAGAUCUGUAAAUAAAACCACAGUAUUUAAAGCUUUAGCUUUCAGGAAAAAAAGAAAGUAAGAACUCAGACGUGUGCAUGACAGCCUGUGUGUGAGAGGGGGGAUUUGAAGGAACAUGGCUUGCAGAGUGAGUCAGGUGGCAAUUGUCAGAUUGUGGGAAUUUCUUUUCCUACGGGGUACGUGAUUUUUGUCAAAAGGAAGCAUUUCUCCCAAAAUUGGGAGUAGGCAAACUACUAAUCGGUUUAGCUUUGUGUUGUAUGCUAGUUUAAAAAAAGAAAGUAUGUAAUAUAAUGUAAAAAAAAAAAAGCUUUUAUGAUGGAUUUUGUAAAUAGAUUUGUUACAGGGUAACCUGUUCUCUAGCUGUGAUCUUACCACUUCAAAUGGGUGUAAUUUGAAUAAAUUUUGUAUGGUAAAGGAUCAAUAAAAUGAUUUUUUUUAAGAGUUCAGACUUGUAAAUGGCUUUCCUUAAUAGUAUCUUACAUUCCUGUAUUAGCUUCAUUCUUAAAGACGUGCUCUAACGUGGGGAAAAGUGGCCCCAAAGCUGAAGAACAUCACAUGCCCUGCCCUUCGUGUGGGACUUGAGGAACCCUGGACAGAUACUUGUCUAACACCUGCGGUUGUACUCGGCCCUCUGAGAAGCAGAAGAAUUUGCCACACCUCUGA